UGGCAGAAAGUACACGAGUCGUCAGUUGAGAAAGGAGAUGAUCAGUCGCUAAGGGUUCUCAGUGUUUUCAUUGUGGAAUUUUCGGUUUGAAUCAGGAUUUUACUUGGGUGUUAUCAGAUGAACAAUACUAGGACCAGGGUAUCCGUGUUCAAGUGCCCUAACUAAUAAUACACGCUUUGAAGAGAACAAACGAUUGUCGAUCUUCGAUAAUUGGAUACGGUGGGUUUUAAUCAAUGUUAUUUUGGUAGUAGUAUCUCUAUCUUAGAGAAGAAAAAUGGCUACUGCGAUCGCCGAGAUGCCGGCAGCACCGUACCCAGAGAUAGAUCAGUUUAAGCUGACGCCGAACACAACCUAUCAGCAACAGUAUUGUGGGGAAAAUAUCUCCGGCAUGGGUGCCAUAGACUAUGAAGGAAGAAAGCAGGCACUGAAAGGGAAGAUUCGUGAGAUGAUCCUACAGAUAAGGCAGCCAAAGAAACCGUACAAGAUGCACAGAGGCCCUUGGGAAGAGAUGCCGGUUUCAGAAGAGGCAAGGAGAAUACAGGGUGAAAGAGAGGCACAAGGACAAACAGGGUUAACAGAUUCUAAGGACAUCAGGGAAGUCGACAAAAGAAGUAAGGAUGCAAUGAUAAAGAAAGCUGAAGACCAAGUGCGUUUAGCAGUCAAGCAAUAUAUGGACAGCAUCAACUAUAAACAGCAAAAAGACAGCGCUAAAAACAUGGGCAAGAAGACGCCAACCCAAGGGGGAAAGGAUAAUACGGUGCAAGGACGCACUGAUUUAAUGAUCACAAGUACUGCAAUGAAACCACAGCCCAAACCAGGUAAGAUAUGAAACGUACCGACGCUCUUGUGA
Lingula anatina is the source of this 850-nucleotide messenger RNA. RefSeq lists its product as uncharacterized. The record is from RefSeq and is a predicted model, not a curated record. NCBI's taxonomy places the organism in Eukaryota, Metazoa, Brachiopoda, Lingulata, Lingulida, Lingulidae.